AUGACGGCGUCUAACUGGGGUCUCAUCAUGAACGUGGUGAACAGCAUCGUGGGGGUCUCGGUGCUCACGAUGCCCUUCUGCUUCAAACAGUGUGGUAUAGUGCUGGGGACCCUGCUGUUGUUUUUCUGCUCGUGGAUGACGCACCAGUCCUGCAUGUUCCUGGUCCACACAGCCAGCAGCACCAAGAGAAGAACUUAUGCUGGUUUAGCGUUCCACGCCUACGGGAAAGCGGGAAAGGCCUUGGUGGAAACAAGUAUGAUCGGUUUGAUGUUGGGGACCUGCAUUGCCUUCUAUGUCGUCAUCGCAGACUUGGGCUCAAACUUCUUCGCACAGCUGUUGGGUUUACAGGUGACUUUCAGCUUCCGUGUGGUGCUGCUGAUUGCGGUCUCCCUCUUCAUCGUGCUGCCCCUGAGCCUGCAGAGGAACAUGAUGUCUUCCAUCCAGUCCUUCUCCGCCAUGGCGCUGGUCUUCUACACGCUCUUCAUGUUCACGAUAGUCUUGUCCUCUCUGCGCUACGGCUUAGUGUCGGGCUCGUGGGUGGAGCGAGCGCACCUGUGGAGGGUCAGGGGCGUCAUUCAGUGCCUGCCCAUAAUCGCCACCACCUUCUGCUGUCACCCACAUGAGUUGCUCAGCGGCUGGUGGCUGGGGCGGGUCUAUGUGGUGCGCUGGGAGGGUGUGUUUCGCUGUAUGCCCAUCUGUGGGAUGGCCUUCGCCUGUCAGUCGCAAGUGCUGCCCACGUACGACAGUCUGGACGAGCCCUCGGUCAAACGCAUGAGCACCAUCUUCACCUCGUCCCUCAAAGUGGUCACCAUUUUCUACAUCACUGUGGGGUUCUUUGGGUACGUCAGCUUCACAGACUCCAUCGCAGGAAAUGUCCUCAUGAAUUUCCCUUCGAACCUGGUGACGGAGAUGAUCCGAGUGGGCUUCAUGAUGUCUGUGGCUGUGGGCUUCCCCAUGAUGAUCCUGCCCUGUCGCCAAGCCAUCAAUACCAUGUUGUUUGAGCAGCAGCAGAAAGAUGGAACCUUCGCUGCGGGGGGAUACAUGCCUCCACUGCGCUUCAAAAUGAUCACCCUGUGCAUAGUGUUUGGGACCAUGCUGGGAGGCAUCCUCAUCCCCAACGUGGAAACGAUUUUGGGCUUGACCGGAGCCACGAUGGGUAGCCUCAUCUGCUUCAUUUGUCCUGCUCUCAUUUACAGAAAAAUUCAAAAGAAUGGGAUUGUUGCUCAGCUGGUGCUUCUGGUGGGCCUGUGUAUCCUGCUCAUCAGUACCUUCACCACACUGUCCAUCUCCUCCAGCAGAAGCCCUGUCACCAGAGUCCAGCCACCCCCUCCUCCUGCCCCAGGACGGAACAACCCAGUGCCCCCAGUGCUUCCUGACCUCCCUCACCUCCCAGACCUCCCGGACCUCCACGAGGAUGUCCCAAAGAAGAAAGCCGUGGAAAUGGACAAACCUGAGGAGGCUGCUGUCGCGGAGCGGGACCAGCCAGACCCUCCACAGAUAAAAGGACCAGUGGAUCUACCGGAGGCCAAUAAGAAGCAAGAGGUGCAGCUAGACCGUCCAGAAGCAGUGGGGGGUGUUGUUGUGCCAGAGGCAGAAGCUCAUCGUCAUGAACCUCCCAUUCCUCAUGACGAGGUCCAAGUGGACAUCAGGAGGAACAAAGAGGAGCUCCCUGAAGGCCAGUCUCAGGAGGAACAGAAGCCUGCAGUGGAAGUCCAGGACAAAGAACAGAAGGAGGAGCAGAAACCUGCAGUGGAAGUCCAGGACAAAGAACAGAAGGAGGAGCAGAAACCUGCACCGGUCAAUGUUAAAAAAGAGGAUUUAGGAGGAGAGAAAGUUUCUAACGAGAUUGUGGAAAAGUCGGAUGGACUUCUAAAACAAGAUGUCCCCCAGUCGAAAGACGACGUAAAACUAGACUCUGUGAAAGACAUUGGUUCGGAGAAAGCAGAAGUAUCAAACCAGGUCCUUGUGCCACAAGUCGAUAAAGCUGAACCUGGAGAGAAACCACAAGGCCCUGACGGAGACUCGCCUGCAGAGGGAGCUGACGGUAAAGGUGAUGAGAAAAUGGAUGUGAUAAAAAAGCUGGUUGCAGAGGGACAACUGGACCACGCCGUGCUCCUGCAGGUCAUCAAGGAGCAGCAGGUGCAGCAGAAGAGGCUCCUGGAUCAGCAGGAGAAGCUGCUGGCUGUCAUUGAAGAACAGCACAAGGAAAUCCACCAGAAACAACCUGCAGCUCUUGAAAGUGAUGCUGAAAAAAGUGUUCAGGAACUGGAAGGAGGAGCCGUGAAAGCCAAAGAACCUGGAGCUGCCUCUGACGUGAAGCCGCCUGCAGUGGCAGAGGUGGAGGCAGGUGACCCUCCUGUAGUCCCCCAGAACCAGGCCCCACCCGGAGGCAGCAGUGUGGAGGUGGGGGCCAAAGCAGCCGCCCCUGACGCUUACAAAGAGGACGUGAAAACUGCAGAGGACGAGCGCGGGGCUCGUGGUGUUCCACUGGGAAAGCAGAACAUGGAAGAUGCUCAACCCAUUCUGCAAAACGAACAGCAAGCCCAGAUACAAGAGCAAAGAGACCUGAUGGAAAAAGAAGUUCAGGUCAAGUUGGAGGUAAAGGAAAGACUCAGGGCUCAGGAAGAGAUGGCCAAGAAGGAGCAGGAGAAAAUACAGAAGGAGGUGGAGGCCAGAGUAGAACAGGAACGACUGGAACGUGAGAGGAAGGAGCAGAUAGCCAAAGAACUAGAGAUAGCCGCGCAGGCCAGGUUGGAGAAGCAGCGUCAGGAGGAGGAGCAGAGAGCCGAGCACGAGAGGAUUGGAAAAGAAGUUGCACUCAGAGUCCAGAAAGAACGCCUGGAGAGGGAGCGCAAAGAGAAAGUCGCCAAAGAACUGGAACUGGAGAUGCAGAAGCAGAAGCAGGCAUCUGAAGAGGCCCUCCAAAGAGAAGUCCAUCAAGCAGAGGAGCAGCCUGACAAACUGGUGGAAGCAGAAAUCCAAAAAAAUGUCCCAGCCAUGGACGGCGCAGACGGGGAGGCCUUGAAGAAUGGAGGGCGGGACCUCAAGGAGAAACAGGUGGACCCUCAGGACUCUCAUGAGAGGGCCAGGGACCAGGGAGAGAUGGAUCUGAGGAGGAGGCGCCGGGCUUUGGAGCAGACUCAAGAGGAGGACAUUCCCAGAGGUCUGGAGCCUCUGCUGGCACUCGGAGGCUCGGACCUGCAUGUGGCCUUGGAGCAGCAGCUGCUGGCCGGAGCAGUGGUGCACACGCGACAGAUUCAACAAACCGCUGAAGACGUGGACUAA
This is a messenger RNA of Knipowitschia caucasica, 3285 nucleotides long. NCBI's taxonomy places the organism in Eukaryota, Metazoa, Chordata, Actinopteri, Gobiiformes, Gobiidae. The record is from the annotation of a GenBank genome assembly.